This is a messenger RNA of Rotaria socialis, 1119 nucleotides long. The record is from the annotation of a GenBank genome assembly. NCBI's taxonomy places the organism in Eukaryota, Metazoa, Rotifera, Eurotatoria, Philodinida, Philodinidae.
AUGACAUCGAACGAUCCGGGACAUAUAAAUAAUCUUGGCAGAGCACAAACAAAUGCACUUAAACAAUCAUGGAUAGCCUUGAUCGAGGAUAUAGGCAAGGAAACGUCGUUAUCAGGGGAGCAUAUUGCUGAUUCUGUCUUUGGAGAUGAAUUAUUUCGUGCAAUCUGUUAUGAUAAUCCAGAUGUUCUGAUACUUCGAUGGCUUCGUUCUCGUAAAUGGGAUGUUGAUGCUUCCGUUAAUCAAAUAAUAGAGACACUAAAAUGGCGACAUGACUGGGGUGUUCAGAAACUCGUAGCUAAUGGAGAAAAAGCUAUUUCUCAAGAAGAAAUUGCAACAGGCAAAACUUAUUUCAUGGGUCAUGAUAGGAUAGGUCGACCGGUCUGUUGCAUACAUCCGAAAGAGCAUGUCAAAGGCCAGUUUUCUAACGAAUAUAGCGAGAAAUUGAGUGUUUUCUGUGUAGAAACCUAUCGCAAGUUGUUGCAACCACCGAUUGAAUCUGUCACGAUCAUAUUUGACAUGGCUGGUUGCGAGAGAAAAAAUAUGGAUAUGCAUCAAAUUAAAUUUCUCGUUACUCUACUAGAUAAUUACUAUCCAGAUUCACUUGGUAUGAUACUUGUUCUUAAUUUUCCUUGGAUAUUCGGCAAAAGUUGGCUCCUGAUUAAAUCUUGGUUAAACCCAACUGUACAAAAGAAAGUACGGUUUAUUCAUAGUGAAACUGAAUUAACCGAAUUUAUUGAUCCAUCAGUUCUUCCGAAAAGAUUGUAUGGUACCCAACCAGAUUUUAAAUAUAUUCCACCAUCUGCCGAAGAUGAAGCUAUGUUUAAUAUUUUUCGAGCCGAUACGAAAGGAAAAGCAAUAGCUGAAGCAGCACACCGUGAUGCUGUUCGAUACUAUUUGAGAGUUACUUUGCAAUGGGCCAAUGGCAAUGAAAGCCGCAAUGUACUUGUAGAAAGAAAAAAAGCGCGAAAACAACUCAAAAAUGCAUUUGAACAACUUUCCCCGUAUAUAAGCACGCGUACUCAUUAUCAUCGCGCUGGAGUAAUUAAAGAGCCUAUUUUUCAAACUGCAUAUGAGAGACUCCUUCAUGAAAAAGAAGAUUCAAGUGUAACAUUUUUUUAA